Messenger RNA from Lucilia sericata (common green bottle fly), 913 nucleotides. RefSeq names its product 5-formyltetrahydrofolate cyclo-ligase (gene Mthfs). Gene Ontology annotation, biological process: tetrahydrofolate interconversion; folic acid-containing compound biosynthetic process. Gene Ontology annotation, molecular function: 5-formyltetrahydrofolate cyclo-ligase activity. The record is from RefSeq and is a predicted model, not a curated record. NCBI's taxonomy places the organism in Eukaryota, Metazoa, Arthropoda, Insecta, Diptera, Calliphoridae. The coding region runs from base 111 to 716 and encodes 201 amino acids. The transcript is spliced from 3 exons. Gene Ontology annotation, cellular component: mitochondrion.
CAGAAAUUAUAAUCAUACAAACAGUUCGAGGCGGACUGUUGGAUAGUAAACAGUAAGAGUAAACUUUAGUGUCUAUUUAAAACAACUAAACUAAAAUAUUUAACUAAAAUAUGGCUCAAAACUUAACAAAUCCUUUAAAGAAUGCGUUAAGGAGUCGUAUGAAGAAUGAAGUGCUUAAGACCAUAACUGCAGAAUCACGAGCUAGACAAUCAAAGGCCGUAACCGAAAAGGUUUUACAAACAGAAGCAUUUCGUUCAGCUCAACGUAUUAGUAUUUAUUUGAGUACUUCCACGGAGCUGGACACUAGCGACUUGUUAAGUGAAUGUUUUCGUUUAGAGAAGCAUGUCUUUGUACCCACUUAUGAGGGCAGUCAAAUGGAAAUGGUUCGUUUGAAAGAUUUACAGGAUUAUGAGACCUUACCUUUGACCAAGUGGCAUAUUAAACAGCCCAAUAUUAAGGAUGGUCGAGAAAAUGCUUUGACAAAUGGACAUGGAAUUGAUUUAUUCUUAAUACCCGGUGUUGCAUUUACCUUAAGCGGUGGUCGCAUGGGUCAUGGUAUGGGUUAUUAUGAUAAAUAUUUGAAACGACAUCAGACCACUUAUCCAAAUAAGAAAACCACUUUGAUGGCUUUAGCAUUUCGUGAACAGAUUGUUGAUGAAGAAAGUUUACCCUUAGAUACUCACGAUGUUAGAUUGCAUACAAUAAUAACUGAAUAAAAAAAAGUAAAUAAAAAAGUACAUACAAAUAAAUAAAUUAAAAAUGCAAUGAGGAAAUUUUGAAAUGAAAACGCCGGCAUACACACACUUUCAGACAUACAAAUAUAAUGCACCGUAUGCACGUUUUAAAUGAUAAGAAAAAAAAAAACGCUACAUUGUACAAAGAUAAUUUUAAAAUAAAAUAUUAUAAAUAUUAA